Neoarius graeffei (lesser salmon catfish) is the source of this 3767-nucleotide messenger RNA. RefSeq names its product netrin 1a (gene ntn1a). NCBI's taxonomy places the organism in Eukaryota, Metazoa, Chordata, Actinopteri, Siluriformes, Ariidae. The record is from RefSeq and is a predicted model, not a curated record. Gene Ontology annotation, molecular function: protein binding. The coding region runs from base 69 to 2006 and encodes 645 amino acids. The transcript is spliced from 7 exons.
CCCUGAAGCAGCUGCAGAAAGCAGCGGAGUGAGAGACUCUGCACUCAGUCUCUCUCCGUCCUGUGGAAAUGUUUCAGGACUACCGGCUCCGGUCUCCACUGAACACACACACACUGAGGGACUGGGUAAGGGCUGUGUGUGGUGUAUCAGCUGUUGUGCGGGUUCGUCUGGACUACACACUGCACACGGUAACCGGGAAGAUGAUGAUGAUGAUGUUCGUGGACUGUGGCGCGGUGUUGCUCGGCGUGCUGCUCACGGCGCUCUGUCGGCCCUCGGUGGAAGCGCUCGCGAGCUCGUCGCCGCCGGACCCGUGCUACGAGGAAACCGGGCAGGCGCGCCGCUGCAUCCCGGACUUCGUGAACGCUGCGUUCGGCCGUGAAGUGCGCGCGUCCAGCACGUGUGGUCAGAAGACACCGAGUCGCUACUGUGUGGGGACGGAGAGAGGCGGCGGAGAGCGGGGCCGCGAGUGCCGCAUGUGUGACGCGUCGGACCCCAAAAGGCGCCAUCCGGCUUCGCACCUCACCGACCUGCACAACCCUCACAACCUGACGUGCUGGCAGUCGGAGAACGGCAUACGGUACCCACAGAACGUGACGCUGACGCUGUCUCUCGGUAAGAAGUUCGAGGUGACGUACGUGAGCGCGCAGUUCUGCUCGCUGCGUCCGGACUCGAUGGCCAUCUUCAAGUCGAUGGACUACGGCAAGACGUGGGUUCCGUUCCAGUACUACUCGAGCCAGUGCCGGAAAGUCUACAACAGACCGAACCGGGCCGCCAUCACCAAGCAGAACGAGCAGGAGGCUGUGUGCACGGACACGCACCAGCAGCAGCAGCCGGUCUCGGGCGGCCUCGUGGCCUUCAGCACGCUGGACGGCCGGCCGUCUGCUCACGACUUCGACAACUCGCCCGUGCUCCAGGACUGGGUCACUGCCACGGACAUCCGCAUCGCGUUCAGCCGCCUGCACGGUGAGGACCGCAGGACCGAGGCAGAGGACGAGGACGACGCGCACUUCUACGCCGUGUCGGACCUGCAGGUGGGCGGCCGGUGCAAGUGCAACGGGCAUGCCUCGCGCUGCGUGCGCGACCGCACCGGAGAGCUCGUGUGCGAGUGCAAGCACAACACGGCUGGACCCGAGUGCGACAGGUGCAAACCGUUCCACUACGACCGACCGUGGCAGCGCGCGACCGCCAGGGAGGCCAACGAGUGUGUCGCGUGUAACUGUAACCUCCACGCCCGGCGCUGCAGGUUUAACAUGGAGCUGUAUAAGCUGUCGGGGAGGAAGAGUGGAGGCGUCUGUCUCAACUGCCGCCACAACACGGCCGGACGCCACUGUCACUACUGCAAGGAGGGUUAUUACAGAGACAUGAGCAAAGCCAUCACUCACAGGAAGGCCUGCAAAGCGUGUGAUUGCCAUCCCGUUGGUGCUGCGGGAAAAACGUGUAACCAAACCACAGGCCAGUGUCCGUGUAAAGACGGCGUGACGGGAAUCACGUGCAACCGCUGCGCUAAGGGCUACCAGCAGAGCCGCUCGCCCAUCGCCCCCUGCAUCAAAAUUCCAGCUGCACCACCAACGACCACAGCGAGCAUCACAGAGCAGCCUGCAGACUGUGACUCCUAUUGCAAGGCGUCUAAAGGGAAGCUGAAGAUCAACAUGAAAAAGUACUGCAAGAAAGAUUAUGCUGUUCAGGUGCACAUCCUGAAAUCAGACAGGACGGGCGAGUGGUGGAAAUUCACCGUCAACAUCGUGUCCGUGUACAAGCAGAGCGAGAGCCGCAUCCGGCGAGGAGACCAGCUGCUGUGGGUCCGAGCCAAGGACGUGGCCUGCAAGUGUCCCAGAAUGAAAACCGGCAAGAAAUACCUGCUGCUGGGGAACAACGAGGACGCGCCGGGGCAGAGCGGCAUGGUGGCAGAUAAAGGCAGUCUGGUGAUCCAGUGGAGGGACACGUGGGCGAGGAGACUGCGCAAGUUCCAGCAGAGAGAGAAGAAAGGGAAAUGCAAGAAGCCUUAAAGAGAGACAGAGAGACGCUGAGACGAAGACGGAGGAUCUGAACUCGAAUAUCCACACAGAUCUGACGCAGUGCGGGGGGGGGGGGAGGGGGGGCGAGUGACUGAGUGUGCGAACACUGUCGCUCGGAACAGAACAAUCUCCUUACACAGGAAGUGCACACCUGUCACCAAGGAACUCACCUCACACUUUGAUUUUAUUUCUUUUUCACGUCCUUCAGCGCUCGCUUCAUGCGGAUUCGACUCAUGACACGCUCAGAAACACACCGACACCCUGCUCAUCACACCGCCGGGGAGCGCCGUAUCGGCUUCUCCAGCAGCACAGUGACGCCCAGCGGACGCGCUCCAAAAGGGUUGUACAGUUCUAAUCCCCACACGGUGUAUAAAAUCAAUCCCUUUCUCUCCUUUUCAAACUGAUUAACACUUCACCUGAACUUAAUCUCAUUAACACACGCAGGGACGCAGCGUCAUUUCACUGAGCUGACACGGACACGGACCUGUAAAACACACACACACACUUUAUUCACUGCUACACAAGUGUUCAUUUUUAAUCUUUUAUUCCUUGAAAGCGCGCUGGUUUUUUUAAACAUCAUGUUUAUUAAUGAAUCCCAUCAGUGAAUAUAAACGUUAAAAUAAUUAUAUUAAUGUUUUUGUUUGUGGUGUGAAUUUUAAUAUCAGCACACUUCCACGAUAUCCAUUUAUCUCCUGCUCAUAAUUUAUUUUACAAACUUUUUCCCUCCAGUGUCUGUGUCUCUGUAGUAAAAUAAGUGUUGAUCACAUGACCAGCUCCUCGUCAUUUCAUUGGUUAAGGGGGAAGCGAGCGUCGUUUAUAUUUAUAACCUCCAUAAAAAGUUGAAAUGUGAAUAGAAAUGUUGAGAAUUAUUCACACGUCCAUGAUGUCUGACUUUCAUGCAGCAAGAAAAAGAAAAACAACAACAACCUCAACACCAUGUGGUUUAACAGAGUUUAAAAAAAACCCAUAGCAACAUCUGGGGCGUGGCAUCAUGUUCCUCAGGCUGCUGUGGGCUUUUAGAGAUGUUCAAGAUGAUGCUGAGAGCUGAAGAGCUCAUUACUGAUUCACACCACACCCAAUUAUUAUUAUUAUUAUUAUUAUUAUUAUUAUUAAACGUACAGACAUUUUUACAUUUGGAGUUUUGCUCUGUGAUGCCUCUGAAGUUUGGUCUCGAUUUCAGAAUGUCUAAAUUAUUAAAACAAAAUCAUGAUUUAAAAAUCUAUUUACAUUCAAUUAAAAGUCUUUGAGUGAAUCUUUUAUUUAUUUUGUUUUUUUAAAAUAAAGCUUGUUUUUUGUUUCACAUUCUCAUAAUUUAACAUUUGAAGGAGGUCCACGUGUUCAUACAUCAACAUUAUAAUAAAUCAUCAUUUAUAGUGUUUCAGCUUUUAACACACAAGCAACUAAACCAACUCAACUCAACUCAACCCUCUCCAUUUCUUUGUGUAGUGAUAAAUCAGCUCACUCUGUAAUACUGAACAUUUAUUACUUUACUUUUAUUUUAAACUUUAAUAUUUGUAUUAAACACUAAAUUGUAAUAAACAGUUGAUUUUGGAGCAGGAAAGAUUCUGUGGACAUGUUUAGAGUCCAAACUCGUCUCACACAGACCGCUUUUCUCUUUCAGGAUCAUUUUCAAUUCUUUAUAAAAAUCAUUAGAUAAUUUCACAAAGUAAACUUUAAGCCCAGAGUUUAUAGAGCAGAAAGCAGUGAGGGGUGUGUGUGUGUGUGUGUGUGUGUUAGCUUUUGUGUUACCCU